GGGGAAAGCGCAGCUUGACGAUUUUCGCCACACACGAGUUGUGAACGCGCGAUGGCGAGCUUCACCCUUUCUUUGUCAAUUUCCAUCCUUUGUCAGUUGCUUCACCGGCCAUGUUGGCUGCGCACUUCACGAUAGUGACAGUCGAACAUCAUUAUCACAAUUCUUAUGCUAUCAGCUUUUCAUAGCCCACGAGGGCAACUUUAUGUUGCCCUCUCCUCAGUCCUGAUCCUCGCCAUAUUCGCCUGGACCUGGUUUCUUUCUUCUUACCGAGUAGACGUUCAUGAGACGCUCUCACAUGUGUCAAACAUUCCAGCAGCAGGAAUCUUCUCACAGCCCAAAGAAAUCACAUACCGAGAUGCACUUCAAGCACUAUAUCGACCAAUGCGUAUACCAAUCAAGGCAGAACAGUUCAUAGAUUCUGUUGACGGAACUAUAUACCCCAUCAAUAACUCCGCUCCGAGUUGGUCGAGCCCUCUUGGCAAGGAGAUAUGCAUUGUUGACAUUGAUACCCGUGCCUUGGACGAAGAGAAUCACCUUUUUAACGAGUGGUUUAAUUGGCAACAGCUGGAUGGAGUCUCGAACGGCAUGUUAAACCACUACAUUUAUGCUUCUAUUCAUGGCUACGACUACAGAUUCAUCAACCCUACAACUUGGCCAAACGGAGCGCGUGAUAAUGUGUGGACAAAAGUGCCAGCUUUGCGUGAAAUUCUUAAAGACUAUCGUAUAGUUCUUAUGAUCGAUGCGGACGCAAUCUUCAGGCAUCUCCACCUGCCGUUCGAGUGGUUGCUCAAUAGAUGGAACUUCACAGCCGAGACCUCUAUUGCUAUGCCUUGGGACGUUGAAUUUAACGUCAAUGAUGAGGGGUGGAAAUGGCCGAUGGGUUACACAAGCAACAACAAGGGCGAUCUCAACCCAAAUGCUGGGGUUGUUAUCGCACAAAACUUACCCCGAACAUUCGAGAUUCUAGAUUCCUGGAUCUCAUGUCCAGACAAUCCCGACUUUGAAGACUGCGCAAGGUUCCAUCAUGGAUGGCCAGCCGAGCAAGGUGCAUUUGGAGAAUUCGUGCGUUACAAGUACAAUCUGUCCACAGAUUUCAACGGUUUCAGUUGCGACGACGCGAAUGGAUUCCCAAGUCAGAGGACUGAAUGUCAGGGCAGAUUCAUUAGGCAUUUCACGACCGGGAAGGACCAGCUAAAGUCUGGAGUCGGUGAUGCUAUGCUACAAACGUUUAUGGCACGUACGCAGCAUGAAAUGGUGACGAACCAGGGUAUAAUCGUGCGUAAAAACUCCAGUGAAAUCAUUGAGGAAAAGUAUUGGCAUUAUAUAGAGCCGGACAAAGAAGACAAGGAUAAAGAUGAUGGAAAAGAGGAGGACGAGUAUAAGAAAAUUAAAGAUGAAUCCCAAAUUGAGAAAGAAGAAGAUCUUGAAAAUGAGAAGGGGCAAUUAGAAGAUGAAGUUACGGACGAAAGUAGGCACAGUAAAGGCGCUGAGGAUGUUGGAAAACACCAGAAUGAGCUGAAGGAAGACAAGGUAUCGCAGGAUGAAGCUUCUGAUGACAUGGAUGAAACCACGACAGUAGGCUCUUCUAAGGCCGUCUCUUUUAAGACAGGUUUGUUCAAGAUUGUCCCCCCAAAGAUUGUGCUUUGAAUAAUGAGAUACCGUAAACUUUUCCACUGUGUUCAUGGAUACCACAUAGAAGACAAGUCAAAGCUGUCACGUAUAUUCCAAAUCACCUUCACGUGCUAUUCCCGUAACAAAUUUCUAAUAAAAAUCUAGUAAUUUUUAUAAUUUUUUUAUAAUUAUUGUAACUGCUUUCUAUAAUAUUCCAUUUAUUAGAG
This is a messenger RNA of Verruconis gallopava, 1838 nucleotides long. RefSeq lists its product as uncharacterized. Bases 166 to 1647 code for a protein of 493 amino acids. Lineage: Eukaryota; Fungi; Ascomycota; Dothideomycetes; Venturiales; Sympoventuriaceae. Gene Ontology annotation, molecular function: glycosyltransferase activity. Gene Ontology annotation, biological process: protein N-linked glycosylation. The record is from RefSeq and is a predicted model, not a curated record. Gene Ontology annotation, cellular component: Golgi membrane. The transcript has 3 exons.